CUGAAAUUUAAAUAUUUGAAUGGAGGAAGGGCAAGAGAAAGAUAAUUUACAAAGUUUUAUAGUAAAGGAGCAUAUUAGUGCACAAAGUGCAGAUUUUAUUCCAAAAAGCUCUGUGCUUGAAACACCCCAACAGGUGUAUUCUGAAGGAAAUCAUUGCGUUGUUCAUUUUCCUCGUGAAGACGAAUACGAAUCAAAAGACGGCAAAAUAAUGAGGUACAGUAAUUUCGCAUCUGGCCGAACUGAUACAAACGAAAAUCUUGGAGCCCCUUCCAAUGAGUGGGAUGGUAGUCAAGCAUCUCCUACAAAUAGACAUGUUAGUGCUUUAGAGAAGUUUAAUGAUUCAGAAGAAGCUGCUUCUCUUAUUUCUUACCAACCUUCUCCUCGUGAGGAUUUACAGGGGUCAAGAACCCUCACUCCAAAUAAAAGUCCAGAAGAAGAAAGUAAUUAUGGAAUUUCCAUGAUUUAUACAACGAUGAAAGUGAACCAAACUCCGAUAGAUGAGAAAGGGAAUAGGGUAUCUGUAGAUUUCCCUCCAGUAGAUAUGAUCGAGGACAUGGAGCAUCCUGAAGAGAACCUUCAGACAUUUGAUCUUGUUACUUACGACAAGGAACACCCUAGUAUGUCAUCAUUUAAAAAUAACGCAAUUCAAUGAGAGAACUGAACUGGGGUAUGAAACUGACAAAACACUAAAGUUGUUUCUAAUUUUAACCCGAUUAAUGAAAUCCUUCAGUUAACUGCGAAUCAAGUGGAGCCAGAUCCUCAAGAUAUCUGAGGUGAGUCUCCUAUAAUGACUACUGAAAAUAAUGAAAUCUAUCUGAAAGAAAUGGAAGACCUAAACCAACAAGACUCCCAGACAAGUAUUAAAUUGAUCAAGAAGCAAAAUGACAUAAUCAGAAAUUUAAAGAAAGAAGUAGAUAUGCUUCGAAACUCUAAUAAGUCAAUGGCUUCACUCAGAGAAGAAAAUUUACAAUUUUUGGAGAGAAUUCAAGCCUUAGAAACCCAGAUUAAUACAAAAUAAUCCAGAAAUGACAGACCAAGCAGUACAAAUGGAUUUUGAUAAAGAUAAUUUUAAACAGAGGAAAGAAAUCCUUGACUUUAUUAUUAAAAAUCAAGGAAGAGCAGUGCAGCUGACUCCAAUCUUAUGAGAAAUUUUACUAAAGAUGAUUACCCAAAACGACACACCAGACCAUCCAGAGCUGAUAUUCAUGGUUGAAAGUAUCAACAACGACCAUCGGAAAUACUCCACACAUGAUCCAAAUGCGAAAUUGUCUGAUUCUAUCAUAGAAUUCUCUACCUCAGUGCAGGAAACAUAUAGUUCGAACAGGACUUUUGAAAAACUGCAACAAAUCCAUACUUUUGGGAAGCCUCACCAGCAUAAUCCAAAAAGUAACAGUAGAAGUAAGAUAUCCGACUCGAAUGAGAAGCCCGUCGAGAGUGAAAACAGUUCAAAAUAUUCAUUCAGUGAUAAGGAAAACCAGAUAGACGUCAGAUCUAUUGUUCCAAAGUUUACUAAGAGAGAUCUGAACAAUCAAGCACCUCUCAAGAACAGAGAGACUGUAAUUUCAGGCACUCCUGGACUAAAUGUAAAAGAGAAGAGUUAUUCAGGGCAAACUAACAGUAAUUCAAGGAAUCGGAAUCUUCCACAGGCAUCUACAUUGAGAUAUGAUAUUAACAGAGGCAAGAUAGUACUGAGAAAGUCCAAAAAGUCUAAGAAUAAAGUUAAGAAGAGCAGGAAUAAUCCUGCUCUUAAUAAUGCAAAAACUACAUUAGAAGACAGACUAUGAGGUUCAAAGAUAAGCUCUGUUCAUAGCUUGUUAAAGGAUAAGAAUGAAAAUCAGUACUCUAUUAGCUCUUCUCAUGAGACCCAGCUUUUUGGAGAUGCAUCUAAAGGUGGAAAACUCAAGGUGAUAAAGAAGUUCCCCAAGUCUGGAAAAUUAGAGAAUGGAUCUUUCGUGAGGAAAUCACAUGAUGGAAUCCCUACAAUUUCUGUUACACAAGUCAAGAAACCUUUAUGUGGAGGAAAGACUAGAGCAAUGAAUGAGUAUAGGAGUUGUAAGAAGUAUAAUUUUUGAGCUAAAAGAGGCUCUUUAAAUUACUUACACUCCAAAUCUAACAAGAACUCUCACAGGGAUUUGCUCUGUACACCCUCACUAGUCAUGAAGGAGAACAGCACGUCUAAAAUAAACAAUGCUGCUUUGCCAAAGAAAAAGGGGUAUAAUACUCAAUCAGAAAGAUUUAUACAAGGUGUCCCAAAGAAAGCAACUGAGUAUGUAUUUUCUAAAAGAUUUACAAACUUUCCUACUAAAGUGGAGGCAAAAUCAACAUUUAAAAUAAAAUUACCGAACAGUACGAAGGGGAGCCAGUCACGGAACUCAGUUAGGUACUUGACUGCAGCAAACUCUGCUGCUUCACUGUCGAAAUCGAACUCUAUAAAGAGGUUCCAUCCAAUUCCAAGCUGCUCUAAGACCAAGAAAGUGAAGAACAAGGACGCAAGGGUAGGAAGCAAUGGUAGAAAAUAGCUAUCUGG
Molecule: messenger RNA, 2527 nt
Organism: Moneuplotes crassus
Lineage: Eukaryota; Ciliophora; Spirotrichea; Euplotida; Euplotidae
Source: the annotation of a GenBank genome assembly